This is a messenger RNA of Carya illinoinensis, 672 nucleotides long. RefSeq lists its product as uncharacterized. Bases 1 to 672 code for a protein of 223 amino acids. The record is from RefSeq and is a predicted model, not a curated record. The transcript has a single exon. NCBI's taxonomy places the organism in Eukaryota, Viridiplantae, Streptophyta, Magnoliopsida, Fagales, Juglandaceae.
AUGGGUUUCCAACGAUGUCCCUAUGAUACAUCCUUGUUUUUUCGUUGCCAUGGAUCUGAGAUACUAAUGCUAUUGGUUUUUGUAGAUGACAUCAUUCUUACAGGAACGUCAGCAUCAUCCAUCACCCAAUUUGUUUCUCAUUUGUUUACCAUCUUCCAUAUGAACAACUUGGGAGAUCUCUAUUAUUUUCUUGGUGUUCGAGUUGCUCGGACUAGUGCAUCUUUAACCCUCACACAAACCAAAUGUCUCUUGUCCUUGCUUCAACGUUUUGGUUUUGAAGGGGUCAAAGCAAUCUCCACAAGGUGUACUACUCUUCGACCAACUCUUUACAGACAAAUGGUGGGAACACUACAAUAUCUUGCACUGACUCGCCCAGAUGUUGCUUAUGCUGUAAGUUUAGUUUGUCAAUUUAUACAAACUCCACGUUCACCUCAUUUGAUUGCUAUUAAAAGAAUAUUCAGGUAUUUCAAAGGAACUCUAAGCCUUGGCCUUCAUUUCACCCAAGCACCAGUUUCUACACUAUGUAGUUUUUGUGAUGUCGACUGGGCUAGUUCAAGAGAUGACAAAUGCUCUACAACUGGUUUCACUAUUUUUAUGGGAAAUAAGUUGUUGUCUUGGGGAGCAAAGAAGCAAGUUAUAGUAGCUCGAUCCACAGUUGAAGUUGAGUACUGA